AGGCUGAGCGACAGAUUCCACACAAGAGGGAACCCCAAGGAAGUUUGAGAAGGACAGAAAAGGGGCGAAGAAGAAGAAGAUAAGGGGAGGUCGUCAGUGGAGGGGAUUACGCAUUCUGGUGACAAGUGGCUUGGGUGACAGCAGAAUUACACAAACAGAGACAUGGUCAUGCAUACAAACCACAUCAUAACAAGAUGGGAUGCAGCACUGCCAGGAUCAUGAAUUAUGGUGCUGGUGAAUGAAGAAUUUGUAACACGGACCAGUGAAACUACUAUCCUCUGUCCACUAUCCACGUGAACUCCAGAGGAAAUGUACGGAUGGACUGUAAAAAUGAGCAUGCCGAGUGUUUUGGCUGUGGCGAUGGUCUUUUUUAUGAUUCCUGGUGGGGUGCUGAGUGAUAUGAGAGGUACUCAGGGUCUGGAAGCCCAACAAUUGGCUCAGGGGUCCACUCAUUUGCACCGUCGCCUGAAGAGAGGCUGGAUCUGGAAACAGCUGUUUGUCCCCGAGGAAGAUCCUACUCCUCGUGUUAUUGGCCAGCUCAAAUCUGAUUCUGAUCAAGGUGAGUCUUCCAUCAAGUACAUAUUAUCAGGAGAAGGUGCUGGAGAUGUGUUUGAAAUAAACGAGUAUACUGGGGAAAUCCGGACACUGAAGAAGCUUGACCGUGAGGAAAAGGCGUUCUAUGUGCUCCAAGCCCAGGCCAUCAAUAGAUGGUCCAACGAACCAGAGGAGCCCCAGUCAGAGUUCAUCAUCACGGUGCAGGACAUUAACGACAAUGUCCCCCAGUUCCAAAAUGAGCCAUAUGUGUCCAGCAUUCCUGAGAUGUGUCCAAUUGGGACCACAGUGGCACAGGUGACAGCCACAGAUGCUGAUGAUCCCAUGUUUGGAAACAACGCCAAGCUCAUCUACUCCAUCCUGCAGGGGGAACCUUACUUCUCUGUGGAGCCAAAGACCGGGAUUAUUGUAACAUCUUGGCAAAAUAUGGACCGUGAAGCCAGAGAGCAGUACCAGGUGGUGGUGCAGGUGAAGGAUAUGCUGGGUCUUAGCGGCGGUUAUUCCUCUUCCACUACGGUUACGGUCAGCUUGACUGAUGUCAAUGACAAUGGACCCACAUUCCAGCAGCACCUUUACACCUUUGCUGUCCCCGAAAACGCAGCCAUCGGCACCACAAUAGGCAGAAUCAUGGCAGAGGAUGGAGACACUGGCAUCAAUGCCAAAAUGACCUACAGUCUGGAGGGUGAACUGGAAGAAAGCACUUUUAUCAUUAAAACAGACCCAGUAACACAAGAGGGAGUAAUUCUGCUGGCCAAGCCUUUGGACUUUGAAGUUAAGAGACGUUUUGACAUGACCGCUGAGGCGGUCAAUGACCACGUGGACACUCGUUUUCUGAGUCUGGACGAGUUCACUGAUAAGACGACAGUGAAAGUCAUUGUGAGAGAUGAGGAUGAGCCACCUGUUUUCCUUUCGCCAGUCUACGAGUGGAAACUUCCUGAAAAUGCAGCUGUGGGAACUGUGGUUGGCAGCGUUAGCGCUAGAGACACUGACACAGUCAACAAUCCCAUCAGAUACUCUGUUGACAAAAGGAGCGAUACCACAAAAGCUUUUAAAAUAGACCCAAACAAUGGAACGAUAACUGUCGCUAAGUCUUUGGACCGAGAGACUGCAGCCUGGCACAAUGUGACAGUUGAAGCUAAGGAAACAACGCAGAACCAUUUAUCCUCCUCUGUGGUGGUGUUCAUCAAAGUACUGGACAUAAACGACAAUGUGCCAAGGCUUGCAAGAGAUUACCAGCCAUAUAUCUGUGAGGGGACGCAGGCAGGAGAACUCAUUCAGCUGCUCAGCGCCGUUGAUCCAGACGACCCUGUCGAAGGACAUCAUUUCUACUUCUCUAUGGUCCCCGAGAAGCGCAUUAAUCCAAACUUCACAAUCAGAGAUAAUCAAGACAACACAGCUGGAAUCGUGGCACGCCGGAGUACUUUCACCCGUAAGGAUCGAACCCAGUACCUUUUGCCUGUGGUGGUGGCAGACAGUGGCUCUCCAGCCCUUUCCAGUACUAGCACUCUGACCAUUAGUGUGUGCAGCUGUCAGCCUGCAGGCCAUUGUCCCACAGGAGGGGUGCAAGCCCUUGCUCUCUCCAUGGGGGUGAGCCUGCAAACCUUGUUAGGGAUUCUGUUCUGCCUGGUCACACUCACAGUGCUGUCAGUCGUAAUGCUGAUAGUGAGGAGACACAGGAGAAAACAGCAGGAGGGACGUGAGGUGGAGGUGAAGGAGCUGGAGCUGCCUGAGACUGUGUCGCAGAAGGUGUUUUAUUAUGGAGAAUCAGGAGUUGGAGGAGUGGAGCUGGACUUCUGCCAACCUACUGUCCCAAUGCGCCCCCACCCCAGGAGAAGGGAGAGGAGGAUGCGAAGGGAAGAUGUCAGGGCCAGCAUACGAAUGUCCCUCCGAGAGUCACACCUCAUUGGCCCGGAGGACGAGGUCUUCAGGCAGUUUAUUCUGGACAGGCUGGCAGAAGCUGAUCAAGAUCCUUAUGCUCCUCCUUUCGACUGCCUUCAAACUUAUGCAUAUGAAGGGUCGGGGUCUCCCACAGGGUCUCUGAGCUCACUGGACUCUUCUACUUUGGAGUCUGACCAGUCUGUUUGUAAUCCCAGACCCUCUCUAGCAAGACUCACACCAUGGUACGGUGCAAGAGAGGAAGACACAAUCUUUUAAUCUGAUUUAUUAAACAAGUGCUCCUGUUCCUGAGUGCAUGUCCAAGAAGCACUCAUGAAGAACAUGCAGUCCAAAUCCAUGUUAGAUUACUGGUGAGUCUAAAUUGGCCUUAUGUGUGAAUGUGAUCCGUCUCUCUUCAGCAAUAGAACGGCGACCUGUCCAGGGAUCACCCCGCCUCCUGCUCUAUGAUGGAUGUGUUAAGAGUUGACUCGAACAAAAAGUUUGACAUUUUAUGAAGUAAAUUUUCCGACUGAGAAACUGUAUUUAUCAAAGUGUCAGUCUCCUGCAUUCCUUUAUUGAUAAGAUCAAGCCUUAAAAACAGAUACUGGCGGCCUGAUACAUUUUGUUUUGUAUAUCACUGCUCAAUAACAUGAAUAACUUAAACUUCAUGAUAUGAUAUUGUUUCUAUUAUAAUGGAGCUUGAGAGCAUAAUUAAUCACUAGAUGUUGGCUGUGUUAAAUGUGUCAGUGAUUUAAAUGACCAGGGCAUGAAAGACUGACCUGCCAUGUUGCACAAUAUCAUCAAUCUUGUUGUCUUAUUCAGAUGAUCAGCAGUCAGGAUGCAAUGUUGUAUGCAGUGACCAAGACUGCAGCUUGCAUCUUCUUUCUCCUCAAAGCCAGUGAUGAACUAUUUCUUCUUAAAGCUUACAUUUUUGGUUUUUUUGGCAAUGUGGGGGAAACAGAGCAGGCUGAUAUCAUGUCGUCAUAUUUUUGUUUAUCCUGUGAAGCUGUUUUAGUAUAUAUUUUGGAAGCAGUCGCCUUCUGAUCAGGCAGUAUUAGGGCAUCCAAGUUGUAGUCAGUCAAUAUUUACUUAUAGGCAUGUUUUGCCUCCACCAAGAACGGACAAAAAUAAUAUAACAUGGCUCCUUGGCUUCUUAACUUGGUGACUGUGUUCAGCUGUGAGCUGUUUAUCUGUUGUUGCAUUAAGUAGGGAGUGCUCAGUGGCUUUAUUAGCUUUUUUUGCUGGAAACUGCUCUCUGUUGCAGCAGGAAAAUAGGCUGUUUAUAACAGUGUUCGUACGCUGGAAAACCAAAAUAAUGAGUUUAAAUAGGCUAAAGUGCUCUUUAAGCUGAAGAAAAUGCUAUGUAACUUACAUGGCAUUGAUUCAUUCCUAUAAGCAGUCCUGUGACACGAACACACUUACUACUCAUUAAACAAACAAACAAAAAAAGGUAACUAAGACAGUUUUGUUGGUUGGGCUGAAUAUUAGAAAAUCAUCUUAUUUGUGAAAAAAUUAUAUGCUUGUUAUGCAGGGCCAUGUUACCUGAAGUAUUUUUUAAUAUUGAAUGUUAUUUAUUUUAUUCUGCUGUUAUCAAGUUUUUCUUUUAUGCUUUAUUUCUAUUCAGAAUUUAAUUCAACAAGGUAAACUUUCAUAUAUUUUAUAUUCAUUACAUAUGAAGUGAAAUAUUACAAUUUUUUUUGCUUGUUUGAACUUUCAUGAUUAUGGCUCAUAGCUCAUGAGAAAUGCAAUAUCACAAAUUACUAGAAAUUCCAUUUCAGUAAAUUACUAUUCAAACAUGGGCGAGACUCCAGACUUGACAGCUGUCCAGGAGACAAUCAUGGACAUCUUCAAUGAGGAGGGUAGUCUGCAGAACGUCUCUGCUGAAAAAAGCUGUCUGUUUUCAUGGUGCCGAGUCGAAAAGAAAUAUGAUGGAAAGUUGACUGGAAGGAGAAAGUGUGGCAGGAAAUGGUGCACAAGCAAAAUAGAAAGACCACAGCCAAACGUAUUCCACUACAGAUUACGUGGACAAAAUGUAGUUUCUAACGUCUUCCGUUAAGUUACUCAAUGUGAUCUAAAUACUUUGGAUUACUUAAUAUAUUGUCAUGAUUUUGCAACUACAUGAAUGCAGCAAUCACAUCCUGCAAAUUCUUGCUUGUUUUUCUCUACCAAUUGGCUGUUUGUGGCAAAGUGGAUGAGCAGUCGUAAUGCUCUCUGCUUGUCCCAGAUGUGUUGACCUUUAUUUUGCACAUUAUGCACAUUGUUCUGUCUCUGUAUUUAUUUGCUAUGAUUUGGGAUUUGUCAAAGUAACAUGCUGCACUAACUAUCCCGGGUUUGUUUGUGUAAUCAUUCUGUUUCCGGCAAAACAAACAUUCUGCAAAUUAAUACUCAGUUACAUGUUUCUUUAUAUUUUAUUAUGUUACAGAUUAAGUCAUUUGUUCAUACUUACUUUGUUCUUUCUUUUCAGUCUUCAUGCAGGUCAGGUGUGGGGAAAGGCCCGUCUAGCAUUUUCUCAUUUUAAAGUGCUGAUGAUGUCACCCAUGACAUCAGCAGGUUGAACCAAGAGGAGGAAUUUCUUUUACCAUAGAAAUGCUUCCUUUUGUUUGUUACCAGGUCUAAAAGGAUUUGUUGAAACUUUUUUUUUUUUCAUAAAUAGAGCCGUUUAGUUGUGUAAAUGUGCUAAUCAGAAGUGAGAGGAGGUUUUUGUCAUUUUUAGUCAACUAUGUAGAGUUUUAGAUCACUCAGCUCAAGUGAGUGGUACUAGCUGGACUAAUUGAAGGGAAAUUGAUGGCCCUAUAUAUAGUCAGUCUCUGCCAGACUCAGAUGAGGAAGGAGAGGUGAGCUGUGUUACCAAAUCCAUGUACUUUUGAGUUUUGUUAAUUAAGUUACUUUGGGGGGGAAGUUUUGUUAAGUUUCACGUAUAGAGUCCACUGUAAAUAAAUUGCUCACCUCUGGAAACCCGAAAUGUCUGCUGAGUCUGCUUCCCUACCACCUUCCUUGACGUUCGAGUCUGACUACCCCCCACUGUUAAGCCCAAAUCUCCCUGAAUGGACAAUAUAUUUAUUGUAGAGGAGCAAAGACCUAUGUUAACAUAAGAUAAGAUGUUAGCUUGGUGGCGAGUAGCCUUCAGUAAUAGUAAUAAAUCACACAGCAAUAGUACAUUGAAGAUACUGAAUGGGCACGUAACCCAGGUAGCUACCACAAGGACUUACUUCCAGAUUUACUUUCCUUAUUUCUUUAGGUUGGAGUCUUUUCACACUGAGAGCAGCUUGGUUGCUGGCAAACCCUUUCUUCUUUAAAUAUGAAGUGGUGUCAGAAUUUCCAAGUAAGAAAUGCAUUCCUGCCCGUGCACUGCUGGCUCUGUUGUACUGGCUCCAGGUCCAUUGUGUAACUGACGCCACCAACAACAGGACGCUUACAUUAGAGCUUCUUAUUGCGUGUUUUGUUUGGGUUUCCAGCAAUGCGUUAAAUUACCAGAAUUAGAGAGGGGAUAGCCUAACAUAUGAAACAGGAAAUGACCGCUAUGUCGACUGUGUUCUAAUUAUCACCUAUUUAAACGGUAACUGUAUAAAUACGUAAUGCCGGAAAAUACGUUCAUUUACUCACCAGCACUGACCACAGCCUUUAGAGAAUUGUCAAGAAUCUGUUGAUUCAAGAGCUUAGGAAGGUUUCACAAGGGGUGGACUGGAGCUGAUGUCAAUGUAUCGAGAGUCAUCAGAUGUCUUCAGGAAUGGGACAUUGCAUUAAUAGGUGUAAUAGAUUUUGCAUUCCAAAUAUAAAGUCAUUCCUGACCAAAGAGAAUGUCAGAAGCAUCUUAUCUGGGCUAAGGAGAAAAACAAUUGGACUUUGUUCAGUCGCAAAUUCAGUUCAAUUUUAUUUAUACAGCACCAAAUCACAACAACAGUCGCCUCACAU
Oreochromis aureus is the source of this 6339-nucleotide messenger RNA. It is a transcript of the gene cdh19, whose product is annotated as cadherin 19, type 2. Gene Ontology annotation, molecular function: cadherin binding; calcium ion binding. The transcript is spliced from 14 exons. Gene Ontology annotation, biological process: adherens junction organization; cell-cell junction assembly; multicellular organism development. NCBI's taxonomy places the organism in Eukaryota, Metazoa, Chordata, Actinopteri, Cichliformes, Cichlidae. The coding region runs from base 310 to 2706 and encodes 798 amino acids. The record is from RefSeq and is a predicted model, not a curated record. Gene Ontology annotation, cellular component: catenin complex; plasma membrane; adherens junction.